This is a messenger RNA of Penicillium brevicompactum, 1128 nucleotides long. Its product is annotated as pyruvate dehydrogenase (acetyl-transferring) subunit E1 beta. The record is from RefSeq and is a predicted model, not a curated record. Gene Ontology annotation, biological process: pyruvate decarboxylation to acetyl-CoA. The transcript has 4 exons. Gene Ontology annotation, molecular function: pyruvate dehydrogenase (acetyl-transferring) activity. The coding region runs from base 1 to 1128 and encodes 375 amino acids. NCBI's taxonomy places the organism in Eukaryota, Fungi, Ascomycota, Eurotiomycetes, Eurotiales, Aspergillaceae.
AUGGCAGCUCCCCGACUUUUCCGCCCAACAGCUCGUCUGUUCUCUUCGCGCCUUGCUUCCACCGCUCUGCGCUCCAACCUGCGCCAGUCCGCCUGCGCCCCGGCUCUGCGUCGCGGAUACGCCACUGAGAAUGGCACCAAGGAGGUUACCGUCCGUGAUGCCUUGAACGAGGCCCUGGCCGAGGAACUCGAACUCAACCAGAAGACCUUCAUUCUCGGAGAGGAGGUCGCACAGUACAACGGAGCUUACAAGGUGACGAGGGGUCUUUUGGACCGUUUCGGCCCCAAGCGGGUUAUCGAUACCCCCAUCACAGAGGCCGGUUUCACUGGUCUCGCCGUCGGUGCCGCUCUUGCUGGUCUGCACCCCAUUUGCGAGUUCAUGACCUUCAACUUCGCCAUGCAGUCUAUCGAUCAGAUCAUCAACUCCGCCGCCAAGACCCACUACAUGUCCGGAGGUAUCCAGCCUUGCAACAUCACCUUCCGUGGUCCCAACGGUUUCGCCGCCGGUGUCGCCGCUCAGCACUCCCAGGACUACUCCGCCUGGUACGGCAGCAUUCCCGGUCUCAAGGUCGUCUCUCCCUGGAGCUCCGAGGAUGCCAAGGGUCUGCUCAAGGCCGCUAUCCGUGACCCCAACCCCGUUGUCUUCCUCGAGAACGAGCUUAUGUACGGACAGGCUUUCCCCAUGAGCGAGGCCGCCCAGAAGAACGACUUCGUCCUCCCCCUUGGCAAGGCCAAGAUUGAGCGCCCCGGAAAGGACCUCACCAUCGUCUCCCUCUCCCGCUGCGUCGGCCAGUCCAUGACCGCCGCCGCUGAGCUCAAGCAGAAGUACGGUGUUGACGCCGAGGUCAUCAACCUGCGCUCCGUCAAGCCCCUCGAUGUUGAGACCAUCAUCGCUUCCCUCAAGAAGACCGGCCGCAUCAUGGUCGUUGAGUCCGGCUACCCCAUGUUCGGUGUCUCCUCCGAGAUCCUCGCCCUCUCCAUGGAGUACGGCUUCGACUACCUGACCGCUCCCGGUGUCCGUGUCACCGGUGCUGAGGUUCCCACUCCUUACGCCGCUGGUCUUGAGGCCAUGGCCUUCCCCCAGGAGGACACCAUCGUCAGCCAGGCCGCCAAGCUGCUGCGCGUGUAA